UACAAGGCAAUACACAUCACAUAAUAAUUGCCAGCUCGUAUAUUGACAUUCCUGUUUCUACUUUUAAAUUAGGUCUUACUACAUUGCUGAAUAUCAGAAUAUGUCAAUGUUAAUGGUGUUUUCUCAUGCCUGUUUCCACUUAGAUUAGGUUUUACUACAUUGCUGAAUAUGUCAAUGUUAAUGGUGUUAUCUAUAGGUUGGAUCAACACCAUACAUAUUCAAUCAAAGGUAAGUAAUUUUAAAUUAUUGAUUAAAUCCAGGAAAUGACCCAGACUUUUUGAUACAUUGACUAUGAAUGGUGGUGUAAUCUCUGAUUUUAAUAAUGGGGGCCUCUUCAGUAUGAUUGUGCUGAGCCAUUAGACCUGCAACUCCAUCAGCUGUUAGAAAUGCUAGCAGUUGACUCCCAAAAUGGCAAGAAUUUCAGACAAAUCUUUUUUGGUAUCUGGUUGUGAUCUCCAUCUUUGAUCGUAGGAAUGGCGAAAGAGCAAACAAUGAUGAUAGAUCCAAAAAGUGGUUUCUGCUCAGAAACAAAAAUUUACCAUAGCUUACUUCCUGCAGCUCCUCUUCCUCCAGCAACCACAUCUCUUUCAAUUUCAGACUAUGUAUUAUCUCUUCUACACCAACACUACACUAGUAGUACUUCAGACUUCUAUCCUGGAAGAGUCACUGCAUUUAUUGAGUCUGAAACAGGUGAUCGAGUUUCAUAUUCUGAGUUCCUCGGCAAGAUUGAAUCUUUAACUCAUUCUCUGAAAUCGGUCAUUGGGUUGUCUAAGGGAGACACAGCUUUCAUUCUGUCACCUGCAACUCCACAGAUUCCAGUACUGUAUCUAUCUCUUCUCUCUAUAGGAGUCAUUGUUUCUCCUUCCAAUCCCAUCAGUACUGCUACUGAAAUUUCUCACCAAAUAAACCUAUGCAAACCAGCAAUUUCAUUUGGCACUUCAGAAACUACUCACAAACUUCCUUCUGUUCUUCGUUUCCCAACAAUCGUGCUCGACUCGCAAAAUUUCCGCUCCAUGAUGCAUUGUUCAUCAAUUAGGCAGAAUCAGAUGGACUCAGAGGAGGAGAAGAUUAGUCAAUCAGAUACAGCAGCAAUCCUAUAUUCAUCGGGAACAACAGGCCGGGUCAAGGGCGUAACGUUGUCACACCGAAACUUGAUAGCAUCUGUAGCAGAGGUUUACGCAUACAAACAGAUGUUAAAGAUAUCUACAAGAGCUGUAAACUACUCUACAGUGCCUCUAUUUCACAUCUAUGGGUUUACUGCAAUUCUUGAAUCGGUCACAAUGGCUGAUACCUUUGUGAUUCCAAUGAAGAGGUUUGAUUUUAGCGGAAUGUUGAAGGCAAUAGAGAAAUUUAAGGUGACGGUUUUGGCUGCGGCUCCACCCGUGAUCUUGGCUAUGACAAAAUGUCAAUCAGCAACUGAAAGUGGAGGAAUAUUGGAUGGUUAUGAUCUGAGCUCAGUGGAAGGUAUCAGAUGCGGUGGAUCUCCGUUGCGCAUGGAGGUUAUUGUGAAAUUCGGAAAACUGUUCCCCAAUAUAGCCAUAAGACAGGGGUAUGGGAUAACUGAGGCUGCCUGUGCAAUCUUUCGAGCAGCUGAUGCUUGGGACUGUCGUCAACUUGGCUCAACAGGGAAGCUGGUAGCAAAUAUGCAAGUGAAGAUUGUUGAUCCUACUACGGGUGUUCCUUUACCUCCUUGCAAGCAAGGCGAGCUUUGGGCUAAAGGGCCGUCAAUAAUGGAAGGCUAUCUUGGUGAAGGGGCAGAAGGAAUCCCACCUGCAAUAGAUUCAGAAGGAUGGCUAAAGACGGGCGAUCUAUGUUACGUCGACAAUGAGGGUUUUCUUUAUGUUGUAGAUAGAUUAAAAGAAUUAAUCAAGUACAAGGGAUACCAGGUUCCUCCAGCAGAAUUAGAAGAAUUGCUUCUUUCACAUCCAGAUAUCCUUGACGCAGCCGUGAUUCCGUAUCCAGAUGAAGAAGCAGGUGAAGUGCCUAUGGCAUUUGUUGUUAGAAAACCUCAAACUUCAAUUGACAAAACUCGGGUCAUAGAUUUCAUUUCCAAACAGGUGGCGCCAUAUAAGAAAAUCAGGAGAGUGGAAUUCAUUGAUUUCAUACCAAAGAAUGCUCCUGGCAAGAUUCUGAGGAAAGAGUUAAAAACGCGUGCACUGUCUAAGAUGCUUGCCACUACUACUUCUAAGUUAUGAUGCACGUCUUGGAAAGGCUGUAGAUGUUUGCUGUUUUUGAAUAAAAUAGCAAGUGACAUUUGAAUUCAGAUCUCAACAAUAAUAAAUAAUGUUACGAGUCCAUCUCAUUUUCAACCUGUCAUUUUUUUAAUAUUUUGGUUUUGCUUC
Messenger RNA from Papaver somniferum (opium poppy), 2342 nucleotides. RefSeq names its product 4-coumarate--CoA ligase-like 9. The coding region runs from base 474 to 2195 and encodes 573 amino acids. Gene Ontology annotation, molecular function: CoA-ligase activity. The record is from RefSeq and is a predicted model, not a curated record. The transcript has 7 exons. NCBI's taxonomy places the organism in Eukaryota, Viridiplantae, Streptophyta, Magnoliopsida, Ranunculales, Papaveraceae.